Messenger RNA from Hevea brasiliensis (rubber tree), 1032 nucleotides. RefSeq names its product protein FAR1-RELATED SEQUENCE 4. The transcript is spliced from 3 exons. The record is from RefSeq and is a predicted model, not a curated record. The coding region runs from base 250 to 984 and encodes 244 amino acids. NCBI's taxonomy places the organism in Eukaryota, Viridiplantae, Streptophyta, Magnoliopsida, Malpighiales, Euphorbiaceae.
UAUCCCCUAGCAGGUAGUAUAUAAUUUCCCUUGACAUUGGGCUUUACUUUCCCUUCUCACUGGUAAUUCAUAUAAUGACAUCCUCCUCCAGCCAUGUAGGCUUCGUCCUUGUAAAUUCCCAAUCAUUUGUACUACUCUAAAAUCCCAACUUUGCAUUUGCUUUUCCAGAAUCUGCCCAGAGUUUAUUCGUUCGAUUCCAACGCCAACACCUUAUUCUUUCAUGUAAUUCGUCGCUUUCACUGGUUUGUGAUGGCAAGUACUUCCAGCCAACAAUUCCAUUCAAAUGGAAAUUAUAGGCGUUGGCUGGAUGAAACUUUUGAUGGCCCAGAAACAACAGAAGAUGAGCUAUCAGAUAAUCUGGAUGGAAAUGAUAACAUAGUUCAGCCAUCUGUUCAAAAUUUUCCUAUAGCUUUGGAACCAUUUAUAGGAAUGGAGUUUGACUCAGCAGAGGAUGCCAGGGAAUUCUACGAGAUGUAUGGCAGGCGUAUGGGGUUUACCAUACGGAACAAUCGUACACGUCGGUCACUUAAAGAUAACUCAAUAAUUGGUCGAGAGUUUGUUUGCUCAAAAGAAGGGUUUCGUGCAGGGAAAUGUACAAAGAAAGAAAAUGGAGUUUUUUCCUCACGGCCUGCCACUAGGGAGGGAUGCAAUGCAAUGUUAAGGAUAGCUGCAAAGGAUGGAGGAAAAUGGGUUAUUUAUGGUUUUGUCAAAGAACACAGCCAUGAGCUGAAUCCUAGCAAAAUACCACCUCGACGAUCACAUAGGAUUGCAUUCAAUGAGGAUGGGAAAGAUCUAAAAAUCCGGGAGCUAUCCACAGAAUUGCAUCGUGAGAAAAAGAAAUCAGCUGCUUAUCAAGAACAGCUACAGAUAGUCUUGAAAUAUAUCGAGGAGCAUACACAAAGGCUAUCACUUAAGAUUGAAGCAGUAUCUAACAAUGUGAGAGAAAUUGAAUGUGAAGAGCCUGACAACUCAGAUUCUAACUAGAAUAUUUUGAAACUAGAAUACAUUGAACGUUUUUUCCACUACCAUUCA